Messenger RNA from Trichomycterus rosablanca, 7206 nucleotides. Its product is annotated as brefeldin A-inhibited guanine nucleotide-exchange protein 3-like. NCBI's taxonomy places the organism in Eukaryota, Metazoa, Chordata, Actinopteri, Siluriformes, Trichomycteridae. Gene Ontology annotation, biological process: regulation of ARF protein signal transduction. The record is from RefSeq and is a predicted model, not a curated record. The transcript has 35 exons. The coding region runs from base 210 to 6638 and encodes 2142 amino acids. Gene Ontology annotation, molecular function: guanyl-nucleotide exchange factor activity.
ACGAAUAAUCUGUAAUAAACGGGUUUGAUUGUUUAUUUUCAGGUUUAGUAAAUGCGCGCGUGUUGUGAAGCUUUAUGGCUGGAUUAGAGUGAAUCAUCUUUAGCUAGGCUAGCGAGCGUUACAACGGGUAUGCCUGGUACUAACAGGAGGCCUGAACUGCGUUGUUAAAUCGUUUAAAUAAAAAAGAAAAACACAGUUUUUGUGUCGCAAUGGAGGAAAUUCUAAGAAAGCUUCAGAAGGACGCAUCUGGGAAUAAAUACAAAGCUAUUCGUGAUGCUUGCGGCGUGGCGUAUGAAACCCUGAAUGCUCAAAAUGGAUCGAUCAGAAUGUCACCAUCUAAGCUCAGGGAGAGAUGCCUCUACCCACUUCAGCUCGCUCUGGAGUCCAAAAACCCCAAGCUGGCACAAACUGCUCUUGCAGGAAUGCAGAAGAUUCUGUGUGAGGAUCGCUUUGUUGCCGUGGAAUCAGAAGUGCCAGAAAAGCAGCUGUUGAAUCAAAUGCUGGAGGUUGUAAGCGUGACGCCCUCCCUUCACGAAGACUUGCAGGUUGAGGUCAUGAAGGUUUUGUUGUGUGUCACCUACUCCUCCAGCUUUGAGAUGACUGGAAACAACAUUUUAAAAAUUGCUGAGCUGUGUAUUCAGAUCUACACACCGAGCUGCCAUCAGCGCAGCAUCAACACUGCAGUGAGAGCUACACUCAGUCAGAUACUAGGGGAUCUCACUCUUCAACUGCACCACAGAAAGGACGGCUCGACUGCAGAUGGACUGGAGUCUUCGGUGCCAACAUACCAGCGCAAAGAUGUCUCUCCCACCACAGCAGCUCUAUAUGAUGAUGUGGUGAAUAUUCUCACUUUGUUCUGUGAAAAGCUGGAGUCUGUUCCAAGUGAGAACCAGCUGCUGCAGUUGCUGUAUCUGGAGUGCAUCUUAGCCAUGCUCAGCAACUGCCCUCCCACAAUGCACCUUCACCGCAAAUUCACAGAUCUCGUCUGGAAGCAGCUGUGUCCAGUUCUGGUGGUGAUUAUGGGAAACCCUGUCAAUGACAAGACCAUCACUUCAGCUCAUGGUACUCCAUCACAGGAGGUGGAUGCCACGUCCGGCCCAGGGGUGAGCGAUCAGGGCCGGGGUUCUGGCUGCUCUUCCAGUGCCCCCGCCAUGAUCGGACCCGUGAUCCGCACCAUCUGCUACAUUGCAGCCGAGCUGGUGCGUCUCGUAAGCUGUGUGGAAUCCAUGAAGCCUGUGCUGCAGUCUUUAUACCACCGCAUGCUGCUCUACCCGCCACCACAGCACAGAGUGGAGGCCAUGAAGAUCAUGAAAGAGAUACUUGGAAGUCCACAGCGCUUGUUUGAUCUGGCUGGCCCAUGUGUGCUUGAGCCUGAGCCCAGGAAGAGAUCCUUCACUAAGAGGAAGUCGUAUCUUGACCUGUUUAAGUUGGUGAUGGAUGGCAUGACUGAGGCUUGCAUAAAGGGUGGCGUUGAGGCCUGCUAUUCCUCUGUUUCUUGCGCCUGUGCUCUUCUUGCUGCCCUGGAUGAGCUCAGCCAGGGAAGAGGAUUACAGAUGGACCAGGCACAGCUUUUGCUCCGUCGCUUAGACGAUUUGAAAGAGGGGGCAGAGUUGGAGCUAAACGAGGCUGACUUUUGGAGGCAGCGGCACGUUCUGUCAUCUGAGCGAGCUGCCUGGGAGGCUGGCCUUUCUCAAUGCAGCCCAGAUAUCAGUAUCAGCGUCACUACCGACACAGGACAAACGACUUUGGAAGGGGGUUUGGGCAGAACCACUCCAGAAGAUUGCAUGGAUGAUGCACACCUACCUUCACCAUCCUUUUGUGGGGGCGCAGCAGGGGAGAGUGGCGCUCCACCGGAUGUGGUUCAGCGCAGCCAUGCCCUGGCCUACCCUGACCUGACUAACUUCCUGUCAGUAGAGUCCCGCACACGUUCACAUGGCUCACGCUACAGCGAGAGCAACUUCAGCGUCGAUGAGCAGGAGCUCUCGCGCACAGAAUUCGACUCAUGCGAUCAGUUCUCCACUGCUGCUGAGAAAGACUCUGGGCGGUCGGAUGUCUCUGAUGUGGGCUCAGACAACGGCUCGUUGGCUGACGAUGAGCAGACCCUGAGGCAAGGGCCCGCCCACUGUUCACUACACACCGCUGCGCUCUCACUUAAGCUGCUCAAGAAUCAAGAAGCAGACCAACAAAGUGCACGCCUGUUCGUCCAGUCACUGGCUGCACUUCUACCACGUCUACUCGUCCUGCAAUGCCCCACUGAUGUGGAUGUAGCACUUCAGAACUUCUCCUCCACAUUCUGCUCAGGCUUGCAAGCAGGGGGCAUGCAUUCUCCUGGCUUUGAGGCGAGUGAGAAUUUAAGCUGCCAGGCUCUGAUGAAUGCAGAUGGACUAUACUUGGUGUCUUACUACGCUCUGCUGCUCAACCUCAAACUGUGCACUUGUGACUUCUACCAACAGAAAGUAACUCCUCAUCUUGUCACUUUGAAAGAGUUUGUGCAUCAGAUCCAAAGCAGUGGUGUGCUGGUGGUGCUCUCUCAGGCUUGGAUAGAAGAACUCUUCCACCAAGUGAUAGAGAGGAACCUGCUGGCCGAGGCUGGCUAUUCAGGCUCUCCAGAGGACCACUCACUUCCACUCAUCACUAUGCUCACAGACAUAGACGGCCUUGGCAGCAGUGCUAUUGGAGGUCAGCUGAUCAGACGCGCCACCUCACAGUCUCCUUUUACAAGUGAUAAUACCAACAACGACACUGUGUUGGCAGGUACAGUGUUUGCUCGCUAUAUUCUGAUUGGCUGCUGGAAGAACCUUAUUGACGUAUUGUCCACUCCGCUGACGGGUCGGAUGGCAGGCAACUCACGAGCUCUGGCCUUCAUCAUAGGGGCUGAUGGAGCUAAAGUUCAGAAUCAGAGGGAAAGAGACACUAUCUGCCUCAGCCUGGAUGGUCUGCGUAAGGCUGCCGCACUCAGCUGCGCUCUGGGCGUGGCUGCAAACUGUGCAUCAGCCGUAGCUCAGAUGGCAGCAGCUUCCUGUGUUCCAGAGGAGAAAGAGGAGAAGGAACUGGUUGUGGUUGGAGAUGCUAUUACUCAAGUUAAACAGAGAAUGGAGCAGAAACUGGAGCAGAUAGGUCGUUAUCAGGGAGUGAAGCUGCACACUGCACACAUGCUCUGCAUGGACGCCAUCCUGAAUGUGGGUUUAGAGAUGGGAAGCCACAAUCAUGACUGCUGGCCGCAUGUCUUCAGAGUGGUGGAGUAUGUGAGCUCUCUGGAGCACAGCCACUUCAGUGAUGGAAGUUCUCAGCCUCCUUUGGCCAUUACUCAGACCCAACAGGCUUCAUCGGUGAUGGGGAAUCCGGAGCUGAGCACUGAGUCUAGUCCUGAGCUGGAACUAAGCCUGAGUCACCCAGUCAUCCAGCCUCUCACUAUCCAGGAACUGUUGCGUGAUAACAGCCAAGCAAAAAUUUCUGACCUGCGGAGUGGCGGUGUACUCACAGGAACCAGUGCUGCUAAAGCUGUCUGCACACUCUCCACACAGGCGGACAGGCUGUUUGAAGAUGCAGUGAGCAAACUUAACCUUGUGAGUCUAGUGGGUUUCCUGCACCAACUGAGAAAAGCCUCCCAAUCCCAGCUGUUCAACUCGGACACCGAAACAGGGGACUACUCUUUAGCCAUACCAGGGGAGGCGAAGUCAACGCAGGACAAGCGCACUGCUCUUCAUCUCUUCAGGCUGGGUGAGGCCAUGCUUCGUAUCGUACGCAACAAGAGUCGACCACUUCUGCACAUGAUGAGAGCCUGGAGUGUGGUGGCUCCUCAUCUGGUGGAGGCUGCAUGUCAUAAAGAACGCCAUGUAUCCCAAAAGGCUGUGUCAUUCAUCCAUGAUGUACUGAUGGAGGUACUGAGCAGUUGGGCCGAACUGUCUCACUUUCACUUUAACGAGGCGCUGUUCCGGCCCUUCGAACAUAUCAUGCAGCUGGAGCUCUGUGACGAAGAUGUACAGGACCAGGUGGUCACAUCCAUUGGGGAGCUGGUGGAACUGUGCUCUCCUCAGAUUCAGUCCGGUUGGAGGCCGCUCUUCAGUGCGCUACGCACGGUACAUGGAAGCAAGUGUGACAUGAAGGACUAUCUGAUUGGAGAAUACGCUACUGACAAAUCCCAGGCUCCUGUCUUUGAUGUCUUUGAAGCUUUUAUUAACACAGACAACAUUCAGGUUUUUGCCAAUGCAGCGACUGACUACAUCAUGUGCCUUAUGAAGUUCGUGAAGGGUUUAGGAGAAAUGGACUAUAAGCAGAUAGGAGACUGUGUUCAUGCAAAUGGAUUCAGUUCAACAGACCUGUGCCUUCCAGCCUUGGAUUAUUUAAGAAAGUGCUCACAGCUGCUUGCCAAAAUCUACAAGAUGCCUUUAAAGCCAGUGUUUUUGGGUGCACGGUUGGCCAGCCUGCCCAUGAGAGCCCAGGAGCGCUCUGUAAUCAGUGAUGAUGGAAUGGACUGCGUUCUGUCCGAGUUUGAUGAUGACACAGGUUUGAUCCAGGUGUGGAUUUUGCUGUUAGAGCAGCUUACUGCAGCUGUUUCUAACUGCCCUCGUCAGCACCAGCCACCCACGUUGGAACUGCUGUUCGAGCUGCUCAGAGAAGUCACUAAAACGCCAGGACCAGGCUUUGCCAUUUUUUCAGUUAUCCAGCUUCUCCUUCCUGUCAUGUCACAGUGGCUUCAGCGAAGUCAUGCAGAUUAUUCCUACUGGGAUAUCGCAGCUGCAAACUUUAAGCAUGCCAUUGGCCUAUCUUGUGAGCUGGUGGUGGAGCAUAUUCAAAAUUUCAUUCAUUCAGAUAUGGGCUAUGAGAGUCUUAUUAACCUGAUGCUGAAGGACUUAUUUAAGCUGUUGGUGGCUUGUGUGGCUGAGCCUGCAGAGACCAUCUCCAGAGUGGGCUGUUCCUGUAUCAGGUAUGUGCUGGUGACAGCGGGGCCUGUGUUUACAGAGGAGAUGUGGAGGCUGGCCUGUUGUGCCCUACAAGAUGCCUUUUCAGCUACUCUUGAACCUGUCAAGAACCUACUUGCUUGUUUUCGGAGUGGUUCUGACACUUUCACGGGGGAUGCAUGUGAGGUGAAAGUAGCAGCUCCAACACACUCUGCUUCUGCAGAGGCAGAGUACUUGAGGAUUCGGGCCAUGGCACAACAGGUCUUUAUGUUGGAUACUCAGUGCUCCCCCAAGACUCCCAACAGUAAAGAAGGAUUUGAGCAUGCUCAGUCCUGUGUUCUGAUCAUUGAACUUCCUGCAGACCAGCAGUCCAAUGGCCACACUCAGAAACGGAUUCCAUUCCGGACCAUUGUGGUGAGUCUGCUGUCCCACCAGGUGCUGCUGCAGAAUCUUUAUGACAUCUUGCUAGAAGAGUUUGUCAAAGGCUCGGGCAGCGCAGAUAUGCACGAUCGACUAACACCUGUCUCCGAGCCCAAAGCUGUUGGUUUUCUGCGCUACAUUUCCAUGCAAAACCUGGCCAUCAUCCUGGACUUACUCCUGGAGUCCUACCGCACCGCACGAGACUUUGACACCAGGCCUGGACUGAAAUAUCUCCUUAUGAAGGUGUCAGGGGUGUGUGGAGCUGCUAAUCUCUAUCGUCAAUCUGCAAUGAGCUUCAACAUCUACUUUCAAGCUGUUCUGUGUGCCAUGCUGACCAACCAGGAGCAGAUCACUGUGGAUCAGGUGAAGAAGAUCCUCAGUGAAGAGGAGGAGGAUGGUAGCUCCGAUUCAUCACAAGCAUGCUCAUCUGAGGAUGAGGACAUAUUUGAUGAGACGGCAAGGGUGAGCCCUCCUCGCCGUUGGCGUACCCGCAUGUCUGGUCUGAGCACACAGCCCGUCAGUGGCACAGACUGGGCAUGGCUGCUCAAACGCAUGCACAAGGUCUGCAUGGACCUUUGCACAAACUACAUCCAAAUGCACCAGGACAUGGAAAGCAGCACAGAGGAAUUACCUUCCACUAUCCGGACAGACUCCUUGUUCUUCUUGCCUCUCUUUCCCUCCGAGAGCUCCACCCCUUCUACAGGCGGCCAUUCGGGACAUGGUACACCGUUGGAGGACUGCAGCCCCCGCCUCUAUGUGCCCAGUAUGCCCUCUUUUGAAGAGGAGGAGAGAAGGAGGAAAAAGGAGUGGUGGGAGAAUGCUGGCAACAAGCUCUACACUAUUGCCACUGACAAGACCAUCGCCAAGCUCAUGAUGGAGUACAAGAAACGCAAGCAGCAUCAACAACAGCAGCAGCAUCACAGCUCACUAACCAAGAAAACGGGGGAGAGAAUGACACCAGAAUCACCUGCGCCACAAAGACCCCAGUUGCUGGUUGAUCAGAGGACCAUGAGGCACUCAUUCAGCGCUGGCCCAGAGUUACUACGCCAGGACAAGAGACCUCGCUCAGGCUCUACAGCCAGCUCUCAUAACAUCUCUAUUAGAGACUCGGAGGCUCAGAUUCAAGCAUGGACCAACAUGGUCCUCACAAUGCUCAACCAAAUCCAGUCGUUGCCAGAUGCCACCUUUGUGGCCCUGCAGCCAGCAGUAUUUCCCUGCAUCAGUCAGCUGACGUGUCAUGUGAUCGAUCUCCGAGUGCGUCAAGCAGUGCGAGAGUGGCUGGGACGCGUGGGAAGAGUUUAUGAUAUCGUCCUGUGAGAAGCUUGUAUUUAUUCAAGUUUCUAGUGUACAUCGUUUUUUUGUCGACCCAUCUGAUUGUAAUCCAUUUCCUUUCUUGUAAUAUGACUUGGAAUGUGAUUUUCUUUCUUGUAUUGAGCUUAUUUAUUGCUGUACUCUACUGUAAUCUUUGUAUUCUGUGAUCCUAUUUAUCUGAAUGCUUUGCAGAACAUAUCUAUAUUGCCAUGUUUCCUUUAAAAAAACCAACUCCUCUAUCGAUUUAUGAAGGGCACAAGACCUAUAUCGACACAGCUAAUAGCUGAAUAAAUCUGCCAAAGUGUAUCAAUAGUCUUAAUUAUUACAGUUAACACAGUCAAACCAUUAUUUUUGGGUUAAUAUGGCUACCAGGAAUACACAAUUUGACAGCCAUUCCUGUACUAGCAAAUUUAGUUUUUUUACUGCACAUGAUUCCAUGUUCCUCAACAAAUUUUUUAUAUUAAUUUAGGAGUCACACUGUACAUGCCUGAAUCUGUGCUUGCAGUAGUGUAUGUAUAUUAUGCCUGGUUUUAUUGGUUACAGGGUGAUUGGCUUUUUCUUUUCAUCUGUCGUA